This is a messenger RNA of Anarrhichthys ocellatus (wolf-eel), 5951 nucleotides long. RefSeq names its product ADP-ribosylhydrolase like 1 (gene adprhl1). The record is from RefSeq and is a predicted model, not a curated record. Lineage: Eukaryota; Metazoa; Chordata; Actinopteri; Perciformes; Anarhichadidae. Bases 1407 to 4544 code for a protein of 1045 amino acids. The transcript has 8 exons.
UAUUGAAUGCUGGUCAGCAGCAUUGUGUUGUGCUAAAAUCAGUGUCCCGAUAUUAAAAACAUUCCGACAUCAAUAUGAAUGCAAAAUUGCAGGAAAAAUAUACAACUCGAUUGAUUAUUUCAUCGAAGAAAACUCUUCACUCGUGUAAGACAAGAAUGUCAGCAGCUUAUUUUGUUAGUUUUUAUUUAGAAAAUGUGUAUUGGAUAGCAGUAUUCUGUAGAUCUAAAAUGUUUAUAUGUUAUAAGGGGCGACCACAUGAUCACGUGGAGUUCAGUCAGCCAUUUAUGAUACUCUGCAGAAGUUCUUUAUUUCCAAUAGAAGCCCAGAAGAGAGAUGGAACAAUGUAAUGGCAUUAAGGAAUGAAACAAAAACAAUUCCCAUAUUCCUGCUGAGAACCACUGCCCUACUGUGUGUGUGUUAGCGAGUGUAUGUAAAAUGUCACCUUGGUGACAGUUGUCCCUUAUCAGGUUGCAUUCCUGCUGCAUAUCCUCAUCAUCAUGGGCUCCUCUGGUAAAGCUUUGUCUACUGUUACUCUGGGUAUGUUCAGGGUGACAUUCACCAACAGAUACACUUAAUAAAUGAAGGGUUGGUGACAACUGAUUGUGUCAAAAGGGUUACAAUCGAGACAUUAGAUGAAGAUUAAAGAAACUGAGAGGGAGGGGAACUCUUGGAUGCAGUGUGCAUAACUGGAGAGGAGAUUAUCUGAUGUCAGGGAAGGAGGUGACUAACAAAGACAUUUCAAAUAGUGAUGUAAAGACUGGAGAGCUUCAAUAAAGGAGGAGGCAAGCAAGUGGAGCGGAGAUGAUGCUCCAUUCUUACCCUCCUCCCAUGGGGGCCGGUUGGGAUGUCAACAAGGUCCAGCACCAGCUGACGCUCCAGCCCAGCAGUACAUUAGCAUCUCUUCCCAUUACCACUCCACACCCAGCCAUCCAGCUUUGAGGCUUUGGGGCCAUGGGGAUUGCCUUUUUAGGAGACACCUGAUCACAGCUGAAACUCCCCGCUGCCCAACACAAAGAAGCUGUGGCUGAUAACGCAAUGCUUUCGUCUGUGUGCGUGAGUGUGCGUGUGCGUGCGUGCACCCGCCCCUGGAAAGGAGAGUGCGUGUUUGUGUGUGAGACAACUGAUGAGAAACUAGACGAGAGCUCUGAGGGUGGGAAGGUGGCAGAGCUUGUUAUGUAGUGGAGACAGAGGUCUAUAAUAGCUCCACGUCAAGCGGAAAUCUUUUUGGGAGAGUUGGUGAGGCUGUUUGAAGUUCUUCAGGAUGUUUUGGGGCAAGAGAGUUUGUUCAGUUUGCAUUGUUCUAUGACACUGAGUCUGCUGAAGGUGGUGAAGAAAAAGUACAGCUGAAAGGAGCCAAUCUAAAUCCCAGGAGAAGAACUUUUUCAGCUGGGUGAGCGGAGCACAGUAUGGAGAAAUUCAAGGCAGGAAUGGUUCUGGGUGCCGUUGGCGAUUCCUUGGGCUACCGAAAGGGCCGUUGGGAGGGCUGCAUCUCAGGCAAGAAGAUCCAAGAGGAACUGGCCUCUCUGGGGGGACUUGGGGCCCAGAAACUGGACCCUGAUAACUGGCCCCUGAGUGAUGCAACGCUGAUGCACAUCACCACAGCAGAAGCACUGGUAACAGAUUACUGGUGUCUGGAGGAUCUGUACCGGGAGCUGGUGCGUCUCUAUGUUGAAGCCAUGGUGUCUCUCCAGGGCAGAGCCCCUGAUCCUGCCACAGUGGAGGGCUGCGUUCACCUCAAACCUCACAACUUCCUGCUCGCCUGGCAUACACCCUUCAAUGAAAAGGGGUCUGGUUUCGGGGCAGCUGCCAAGGCCAUGUGUGUGGGUAUGAGAUACUGGCAACCUGAGAGAAUAGACAGCCUGGUGGAGGUCAGCAUUGAGAUCGGCAGGAUGACCCACAACCACCCCACAGGAUUCCUAGGCGCCAUGACCACGGCACUGUUUGCGUCCUAUGCGAUCCAGGGGAAAGCUCCCGUGACUUGGGGCCGCGAGCUCAUGAAGGUCAUCCAUCUGGCUCAGGAGUACUGCAGGAAGACCAUACGACACAUGUCAGAGUAUCAGGAAAACUGGUUCUACUUUGAGGCCAAGUGGCAGUUUUACCUGGAAGAGAGAGAGAUUGAGAAGGAAGGAGAGAACAAACCUUCCUUUCCUGAUCCCUAUGAUGCUGAGGAGACUGAUAAAAUUUAUAAGCGCUGGAGCUCAGAGGGCCGUGCGGGACACAGAGGCCAUGAUGCCCCCAUGAUAGCCUACGAUGCCCUUCUGGCGGCAGGGAGUGACUGGGCUGAACUGUGUAAACGAGCCAUGUUCCAUGGAGGUGAGAGUGAAGCCACAGGCCUGAUCGCAGGGUGUUUCUUUGGCCUCAUGCACGGCCUGAGUCAGGUUCCCCCAGGACUGUACCAGGAUUUGGACAAAAGAGAGCGUCUGGAGGAGCUGGGAGAAAAGCUUUACAAAGCAGCAUCUGCAGAGAAGUGCACAGACAAACCAGAUUUUCGGAAAACCAGUAUCUGCCCUGAUGCCAGUAUGUUGAGGAAGUUGAUUAGAGACCGCAACUGCCGUCCUGUGCUCCGAGGGAUUCUGGAGAGUCUCCUGCAUUACCUAACAAAGGAUCUGCCCAAGUGGACCACCAGGAACAGAAACCCGGAGAAGCAUGCAGGGUCGGAUGUUGUAGUUGAAAGAAACACAUGUUGCACUAUAGUUCAGCAUGAAAAGACCCAGGGAAAGACUGCUGGUUCCAAUAUCCCUGAAAAUUAUUGGACAGAUCCACCAAAAGAGAGGUUUGGAGGAGAGCAAAAAGCAGGAGGAUUAAUACAACGUCGUCUUACCACGUUCCAGCUCCUCCAAUCCAAAUUCAUACGGUCCACACCCAAACCUCCCAUCACCCAUCAAAGGGAGGUAGGAACUCUGUCCUCCAGCAGAGGAUUGGCAGGAAAAGUCAACCAAGACAGUGAGCAUGACAUUCACAAGAAGGAGCGGACUAGAAGAGAUCGAGGACUGAAGACGGGGGGCAGAGUGAAAGAUAUCGUAGCCAAGUUUGCCGUGGCUGAGCAAAAAGAAGAUGGAGAGAACGUACUGAAGAAACAGCCAAUCAAACCAAUGGCGGUCGGAAGAGGGAGCCUCCUAUCUUCCUUGAUGGAGAGGUUUGAGUCCAUGGCCACUGUAUGUACGAGACGUGACUUGAAAUGUUCACAUGAAAAGCCGUCUGCAGGAGUCAAGGUGACAAGUAGUAUAAGCGAGAGGGUACCGUGUCAUGAAAGUAAGCUCCUGCAAGCGCUGGGUCAAACUGUCCACAAACGAAACCAACGCAAGCAAAUGAAAAGUAAAUCUGUUGGACGGCAGUUGAAAGGACAUCAAACUAGAAAUGGGCAGGAACAAAAACAACAGCAGGCAGAGGGCGCUUUAACAAAAGUCAACUCAAACCCGGAAGAAAAAAAGAGUUUGAAAGACGACCAAGUGAGACAAACGGGGAGCGAGCACUCAGAUGAAAGCUCUGAAGAUCACUGCUCAUUGAACCGUGUAAAAGAUCAAGCUUGUGAUAACGAUGUUAUGGGUUGGAAGUCAGAGGAAUAUGGUGACAUUCAGACUAGAGGAGAAGAAACUAGUAUCACCAACGAGUUAAAAUAUGCACAUCUAGAGCUGCUGUGUUUAACAUGCGUCACCGAGCAGUCGCUCCCCGAGCCUUACAGGCUUCUUCCACAGGUAGAAGCCCAAGUGACGUGUCAUGUGGCAGCCGUCGUGACCUGCUGUCCUGUGUGGUCCACAUGUGUAGAUUCCUCUCCUAAACUAUAUUCGGUGGAAUCAUCAGAAAGCUCACACUUGGAAAAGAUACCUAAGUUAAGGACAGAAGUUCCUCAUAGAGCCUCACAAUACAUGAGCACAGGUGAACCUUCCACUGCAGCUACUGAAGGGAGAUGCCCUUUAGAGACCAAAAUUGAGGGACUUUCUACAUAUAAAGACCACGGCCACGUGGAGAACGGAGCAGAGGAAGAUCCAACCAAAGCUGUGACCGUUCAGAGAAGGUUGCCCAAGUACGUCAUCCCGUGUGUUUGUAGAUUUGAACAAGAUGUCGAUGAUUCCUCCCCUCAAUCAGCGUCGCACACUGAAACUAAAACUCCUUUGGAUGCAACGCCACCACCACACUCUGAUACUUCUAUGACUGCUUUCAAGGCCGGAUUGGCGACAAGGGGAAUUAAUCAGUGUCCUCCUAAUAACAUGAAGGCACAAACCGUUAUAACAACAACAAAGAAACCAACAGAGGGUCAACCACGUGAACAAGACAGGAAGGUCGAGGAGGGAGGAGAGCAAGUGAAUACAAUGGACAUAAAAGACACAAGCGUGCCGCAAAGUUUUCGACUUUCUGAGGACACUGCCCGUGAGGCUGCAUUUGAAGGCAGAGAGGCGUCUGCUGUAACAUCACCAAAGAUUCAACCUGAGAGAGACAAUCCAAAACAGAGACCAAAGUACAAAACCAUCAACUACGGGGAUCCUUCAGUCAAACAAACAUAUAAACCCAAAGUCAUAAGAUUUACUGACACCUUCACUUUCUAGGUUAAUCGUAUCUUACGGUUUCAACUGUUUCCUUUCACGGAUAAUGUACGAGGAGUUUUCUCAGUUAAGAUUCCAGCUACUCUCAGUGUACCUUCAUGCAUGAGCAACGAUACACAGUUUAUACACAGUUACAGCUCUGCUAAAAAGCAGUGGGAGCAACAAGUGAAACUGGUGUUUUUCAUCCAUGAGCUAGUACAUACUAUAAAUAUUGGGCCUCAAUUGCUCAGGCAAAAACCAUUGCAAACACUUAUCUUGUGUAUACGUUUAUCACAACACUGUUGAUUCAAAGGUUAUUCUAUAUUUCAAUAGGCUUGUGUUAAAAGCCAUUCAGUGUAUUUGCAUAUAGUAGCUCCUAAAAGGACUACAGUAUAAGGAUAAGAUAAAAAAAGAUCACUUCAGUCCAAAGACUCCAAAUGACUGUUUUUUCUGUCAUCAUCUGUUCUAUUUGCAUAAAUUGGAGCAUGAACAAGUAGAGCACACUGCAUGAUAUGAUGAAGACUGGGUAUUAGAAGACGAGUUUGACUGUAAACAGCUUUGCAUUUCGAUGGUGUUAUUCGAUAUAAAUCUACGUUAAUCGAGCCAUCCAUUAUCCGGGGCCGGGCCAGGUCCAGAUGCCUCUCUCCACAGCAGCGUUUCCCAGCUCCUCCUGGGGAGGCCUUCCGAAGCCAAAUAGUUUCAUUGUCAGGGUCAAGCUGCUCAAGUUUAACUGUAUGCUGUAUUAUUUCCAACGAUAUCACAUACAAAACUCUCUUUUCUGUCUCAAUAACUAAAAACAAGCAGCACAUUAUUAUUGUUGUUUAAAUAAACAUCUCAAAACUAUAAUAGCAUUCUGUUAAUGCUGCUUAAUUCAUUCAUUAUUGUCAAAGUGGAAUAUGGUUAUGGUAGUAGUAUUUGCAACCAUCGAUUGAGCUCAAGUACAAUUUUGGAUACUAACUAGCUGCAGUGUGUAUUGAUUACUCAAUGAGGGACCGGCCGUCUGUGUGGUCAUUGUCAUGAUCUUCAAUCAAAUCAAAAGAGGACACGGGGACGAUUGCCCUGAACAGACGAAUGGCGGCACACAGCGGUGCCAAACAUGUCCGUGGUUGGAGGCUCAUCUUAUUCCCACAGAUCUAUCUCCGCCCACCAGUAGGAUUACACUACUGCUGUAACAUGAGUCUGUAUUUGGACUUACUCUGGUAUUUUCACAAGAGGAUGAUAGAUCGACACCUAGAUGAUACAUCAGCCGUCCAUCCCAAGGCCGGGAAAUCCUGAUCGGCAGCAGUGGUGAUGAAGAGUAUGGUGUUGUUAUUGAGUGUCCAUGUAGGUCAGACGCGCUGAAACCAAAUUUCAAGUAACUUCAUUUAGGUAGGUUUAAGCAUGACUUUCAACAAACAGUGAACAACAUACAGCACAGUCAUAUACACACAC